AGCCACCAACUGUGGACCAGCAUCCUAGCAACUGCCCCAAACCAGCAACCCAACAGAGAAUGAGAAUGCAGGGGUCCGAUGUGAUCAUGGAAGGCGAGCUGGAGAAAAGGAGCGACAACCUCCUCCAGUUCUGGAGGAAAAAGCUCUGCGUCUUGACCAGGGACAGCCUUAACAUGUUCGCCGAUGCCCAGAAGAAGAGCAAGUGCAAGGAGCUCAAGUUCCAGUCCAUCAAGAAGCUGGAUUGUGUGGAGAGGACGGGCAGAUACAUCUACUUCACCAUUGUCACCACGGACAACAAGGAGAUAGAUUUCCGCUGCCCGGAUGAAAGCACCUGGAACGCGGCCAUCACCAUGGCUCUGAUCGACUUCCAGAACAAGAAAGCCAUCCAAACGUUCAGGUCGCGUCAGAACAGCGAGAGGAGGGUGGCUCCGUGUGUGUGAGCCAAUGAUCCUUCAUCAUCAACCUCAUGGAACAGGGCCCAUGAUUUAUGGACCAAAUGCAAGCGGCUUGCCGGGAGAGGCUCAUGAGACAGGAAGUGACUGCCUUUACAAGGACAAAGCAAGUUGAAUGAGUAUUGUUGGAGCUCCACGCACGGGAGUUUUCGUCGAAGGAGCUGACAAUCGAUGAACAUGAGAAGAUGGAUAAUCCUUGCGAUUAGUGUUAUUUAUUUAUCCGCGGAGAAGCAAUACGCAAUACGAUAACCGGACUGAACCCGGAUAAUUUAUUCCAUAGUACUUUAUAUAUUUGUAUUUAUUACCAUGGCUAUCCUUCCUAAUAUAUAUAUAUAUAUAUUGCCAAGACCAGUAAUUU
Messenger RNA from Nanorana parkeri, 810 nucleotides. RefSeq names its product pleckstrin homology like domain family A member 2 (gene PHLDA2). The coding region runs from base 60 to 440 and encodes 126 amino acids. Lineage: Eukaryota; Metazoa; Chordata; Amphibia; Anura; Dicroglossidae. The transcript has 2 exons. The record is from RefSeq and is a predicted model, not a curated record. Gene Ontology annotation, biological process: positive regulation of apoptotic process. Gene Ontology annotation, molecular function: phosphatidylinositol phosphate binding.